Malassezia globosa CBS 7966 is the source of this 924-nucleotide messenger RNA. RefSeq lists its product as uncharacterized. Gene Ontology annotation, cellular component: membrane; cytosol; cytoplasm. The transcript has a single exon. Gene Ontology annotation, biological process: protein stabilization. The record is from RefSeq and is a predicted model, not a curated record. Gene Ontology annotation, molecular function: protein-folding chaperone binding; adenyl-nucleotide exchange factor activity. Bases 1 to 924 code for a protein of 307 amino acids. Lineage: Eukaryota; Fungi; Basidiomycota; Malasseziomycetes; Malasseziales; Malasseziaceae.
AUGUCGUGGUUCUCGAGUCAGUGGAACCGAUGGAAUCAGGCAACACCGUCUGCAUGGUCUGAUGUAGAAUGGCUUGAAGUAGUGCUGGGCCGACAGCGGUACGUAUUUGUGAAGAGAUCGACGCUCACCAACCACGCUAGGUACCAAGUGACACUGCCCAAUAUUGACGAGCCAUUGACUCUCAAAUACCUUCGACAAGAACUCGCAUCUAUCUUUAACGUACCUUCACAGGGUAUUUCUAUUGUAUUCCAGGGCAUGGUUCUCAAAGAUGAUCGUGUCUCGUUACAGGAUUAUGGCUUGACGACCGGCUCACGCAUCCAGCUGCUGCUCAAAGAUACGCAGCCACAGCAGCACAAAACUGCCCAUACAAUGCAACACACGAGUAUGCCGCCAAAUGACGUAAGCCCCGUGGAAGCUGCCCAAAUGAGUGCGGAUGCUGCACCAUCAGGCCCAACCUGGCCUGGCUUUGGUUCAUCUGACGCUGCUGCUCACGUAAAUCAAAGCACGCAGGCCGCCCCAGGUGCACAAAACACAGUGCCUCCCAUGUCCAAAGAUCAAAAACACCUGCAACAAAUCGAACAAGUGACUCAGCAUUGUCGUGCGGAACUUGUGCCGGAACUUGAACGGUUUGAAAACAGCAUCCAAAAGCUGCCAGACUCGCACCCAGGCUCAUUACAGUCGGAACCUGAGGAUUCUCUAGCACCUCUGUUCUCCGUUACGCCACACCGCUUGCCGUAUGAGCAGCGAAAACUGUCAGAACUGCUCCUUCGUGAGCUCUUGAAACUUGAUGACGUUCCUACAGACAAGGAUGAAGUUCGCAUGGCACGUAAAUCAACUGUCAAGGAGGUCCAGAGCUACCUUGAACGCGUUGAUACCGCAUGGAACACAGCAACGAAGGAGAAGGGCAUCGUCUCGGACGUGUAG